Molecule: messenger RNA, 1044 nt
Organism: Staurois parvus
Lineage: Eukaryota; Metazoa; Chordata; Amphibia; Anura; Ranidae
Source: the annotation of a GenBank genome assembly
AUGUGUGUUACAUAUAUCCGCCUUGUAUACUGUUGCUGCAGUCCUGAGUUUCAUGCUUGUUCUUUUUUUUUUCAUUAUAAACAGGAUGACACCAAUCUGGGCUCUGACUAUGUAUGUGUUAAUACCAUCAAUGAAAACCUCGAAGAAGCUCAGCAAUUUCAGCGCAUUUUCAUUCCAUUGCUUUAUAGCCUUGUAUUUGUCAUUGGCGUUAUUGGAAAUGGCCUUGUCCUCUAUAUUCUAUUGAGGUAUCGUCGCGUACGCUCAAAUACAGAUAAUUUCCUUGUGCACUUGGCUAUUGCAGAUUUACUGAUGCUUUUUACAUUUCCCUUUGGUGUGACGGACGUUUUAGCUGGUUGGGUAUUUGGAGAUUGCCUUUGCAAGAUUGUGAGAGUUAUCAGCCGUGUAAAUUUCUACUGCAGCAGCCUUCUCCUGGGAUGUAUCAGCAUUGACCGUUAUAUGUCUAUAAUCCAUGCUGUCAAUGCCUUCAGAAAGCAUCAUGUUAUGACAGCACAUAUCCCUUGCUUUUGUGUUUGGAUCUUCUGCUUUCUUCUAUCAUUGCCAAACCUAUUCAUAUUGGGAACCUUUACAAAUGGAAAUGUUACCAGGUGUAGAUACCACGACAGCUCUUUUCAAGAAAAUCGUUUUUGGCAGGCUGAGAGAUUCCUCAACCAUGUGGUAGGAUUUUUAUUUCCACUGAUCCUCAUGACCUUUUGCUAUUUUCACAUUAUAGUCACCUUGUGCAAUUCACCAAGACGAGAAAAAAAGAGGGCAGUCAGAGUGGCCAUAGUGAUUACCAGUGUCUUCUUUUUGUGCUGGACACCAUACAAUGUUGUCAUAUUUGUGGAUACUUUGGAUCAGCUACAACUAAUCAAAGGUUGUGUAAAUUUCAAACAACUUCACCUAGCAGUUAUAAUUACAGAGUUGUUAGGGUAUAUUCACUGUUGCCUGAAUCCCUUGCUGUAUGCUUUUGUGGGGGUAAAAUUCCGAAAUGAUGCCAUGCGUGUUUUUAAUGCAUAUCACAUGCUUCAAGUCAAAGAUGAUUAG